Molecule: messenger RNA, 2903 nt
Organism: Gopherus flavomarginatus (Mexican gopher tortoise)
Lineage: Eukaryota; Metazoa; Chordata; Testudines; Testudinidae
Gene: MIOX
Product: myo-inositol oxygenase
Exons: 9
Coding region: 913-1842 (309 amino acids)
Biological process (GO): inositol catabolic process
Cellular component (GO): cytoplasm
Molecular function (GO): iron ion binding; inositol oxygenase activity
Source: RefSeq, a predicted model, not a curated record
CAUGACUAGAUAUAUAAAUGUAUUUUUCUCAUGUAUAUAUUAUUGCUCUGUUACUAAGCUUUUGUUGCAUGUUUUUAAUUUAUUUAGACUUGUACUACUGUAGUGGUUUCAUACAAUUAUUUAAUCAACUUGAUUUUUGCACACGAAAUAUAUUUUACACUAAAAAUAAGGAAGGAACAUGAGAUUUAUAUUUAUUCGUUUGUUUUGAAUGAUUCCAGUAAGGAUACACUAAAAAAACUUGAAAAAAAAAUCUCAUUUUUUUCCGAAAAUGGCUGAAUGGUGCCAUAAGUAUGUGACCAAACCUGAAACCUAGGGGUCCUGGAAAAAGUAGGCAGGACUUCCAGAGCCAUAGGGCCAUCUCAUUGGACAGGAAGGAGGGGCGUGUAGUCUAAGGCUGGAGUCUGACUGGUGGAUUAUAAUAGCGGUGGGGGAUUGGGCGGGGCAUGGAAACCUGUCAGAACUAUAAGAACAGGACAGGUGUAGAUCUCCCUAGUGACACAGCUGGGCAUUGGAGCUGGUUGGGAAUUUGCUGCUGGAUCGUGAUUCCAUCAGAAAAUGCCGAUUUGUUGAAGUUGAACUGUUCUGUAGGAAUGUGUCAGUUGCAACAAAACUUUUGCAGGAAGCAGGCAGGUCCCUUGCCUGCGCAGGCACUCCCUGGCUCUGCGGCAGCCUGCCUGGCAGUCGGCUGGGGAGUCUGGGCUUCUAGGGUUCCCAGCGCUGGCCAGCCCGGCAGGUGGGCUGCGGGGGAACCAGGUCUCUGAGAGCUUCCAGGCUCCCUGACAGCUUCUGUGGAACUGGGAGUCCACUGUGGAACAUGGACGGACAGAGUGACGGACUAAGGGACAGUUGGACAUACUGACACAGCAGACAGACAGACAGACUGCCUGAUCUACUGAGGCAAUAGCCCCUGGUAUGGGUGGCAUGGCCGGGGUCGGGUGGGAGGGGAGCAGGAGGGUGCUACCCUCGCUGGUCCCUCAUACGAAGCUUCCCUCACCCCAGGACGCAGACCCCUCUGAAGUUUACCGGCCAGAGGCAGGGGCUGAGCAUGGCAAGCUGAAAACAGACUACAGGAAUUACACGGCUGGGCCGCUGCUGGAUCGCGUGUAUAACACCUACCUGCUGAUGCACACGCACCAGACCGUAGACUUUGUCCGGAAGAAGGGCGCAGAGUAUGGAGCCUGCGCCCAGCGCCGAAUGAGCAUCAUGGAGGCCUUGGAUUUACUGGACAACGUGGUGGAUGAAUCGGACCCGGAUGUGGACUUUCCCAACUCCUACCACGCGUACCAGACUGCCGAGGGCAUCCGCCGGGCCCACCCGGACAAAGACUGGUUCCAGCUGGUCGGGCUGCUGCAUGACAUGGGCAAAAUCCUGGCCCUGGCCGGGGAGCCUCAGUGGGCCGUGGUGGGUGACACAUUCCCCGUGGGCUGCAGGGUCCAGGAGUCCGUUGUCUUCAGCGACUCCACCUUCCACGACAACCCUGACACAAAAAACCCCCUGUACAACACACAGUAUGGGAUCUACCAGCCUCACUGCGGCCUGGCCAACGUGCUUAUGUCCUGGGGACAUGACGAGUACAUGUACCAAGUCAUGAAAUUCAACAACUUUGCUCUCCCUCAGGAGGCUUUCUACAUGAUCCGCUUCCACUCGUUCUACCCCUGGCACACGGGCGGGGAUUACAUGCACCUGUGCAGCAACGAGGACCUGCACAUGCUGGCCUGGGUCAAGGAGUUCAACAAGUUUGAUCUGUACACCAAGUGCGAGGACCUGCCCGACGUGACGCAGCUGAAGCCCUAUUACCAGUCCCUGAUUGACAAGUACUGCCCAGGCCAGCUGUGCUGGUGACCAGCCGAGCAGGCACCUGCCUGCCCCCAAGGCCGCAUCCUCACCCAGUCCCCUACCCUCACCCAGCUGGAUGAGCUCAGUCCAUGAGCACAACAGAAACCAGCCUCAAGGCUCCAGGAAACAACCCUCCUCAGGCCUGGCCCUGCAUUCCCCCACCACUCAGCCUGCAAGGAAGGCCUCUGAGCCAGUGCAGCUGGGCUGUGCUGGGCUGCUAGGGGAGACAACAGCCCCGCACCAGCAAAGGCACAUGGAGGUGCAAGCAGUGAGAUGAGCUGGUUCUGCUCGCUGCCACAUUUCUCAUUCUGUUCCCCACUCCUGCUUGCUGAGGCCCGGGUACUGCAGAAUGGCACGUGGGCAAAGAGCAUGCUGCAGCUGCCCCACCCCUCACAGCACUGCUCCGGUUUGCCCUUUACUCUGCCCCUGCACAAGCCCCCAUCGGCAACAGCAAGAGCUGAAAGCCCCCAGCCCAGCUCAGAGUGUUAGCUCUCUGCAGCCAGGGGGCGGGUAUGGCAGACGGUGUGUGAUCACCUUCUCCAGGAGAGCGCCGCUGUGCUGGGGGGGUCAUUCCUAGAACUCAAUAAAUGGGGUGUUAGCAUACAGUGCUGGACCUGUUACAUGCCUGCUGCAGAGCCCCACAGAACUAGCCUCACAGCAAAGGAGGUGGGGGUACUGAGCUGAUGCUGGGCCUCAGCCUCUCCCCACACACCACGUUGGGGCCACCCCUAAAUCAUCUUGACUGGCCUGGCUCUCUUAAGAGGGCUGCCGCCACCAUUGCUGCAGCUUUCCUGCAACCAAUCGUCUGCCCCUGCCCUUCCUCCUUCACCACCAGCACGCACCCCGGCCUGGCCCCCAAGGCUCCAGCACGAACUCCGAGCACCAGGCUGACCUGCUGCGAGCUGGGUAACCGGCUGCAGCAGACCCCAGCCUCCCCAUGCCAACUACUUUCCGCUGCCCCAGUAACAAUUGGUGCCUCUUCUUGAUGAGCCAUGGCCUGGGCUUGACUUCCCCUUCUGACUCUGGGGAGCAGCACACACUCGCUUUUACCUCCACUCCAGCCUCAG